AUGAAUACCAUGCUUUCUCAGGAAUUGAACCUGAGGGCAUACAACAACAUUAUAUGCAGAGUCCCCUUGGUGUUUGUCGGAGCUAGCUCUCAUGUUAAAGACCCAGCUAAGAUUAUUCCUGUGUUUUAUGAGGUGGAACCCUGGGCACUACGCCAUAUAGAAAAGGGAGUCUACGCUGAUGCAUUCAUUCAAUACCGAAAGAAAUCCAGGCACCUAGACAAGCUUAAGCUGUGGAAGGAAGCCCUCCAAUCUAUUUCAUUCACCACAGGUUACGAAAUGAAUAAUUCCAAUAUCGGUGAGCAUAGAAGCAUACUAUCAGCAGUCCAAUGGGAAGUACAGAGGAUAAAGCCUUUGCACGUUGCAAAAAAUCCAGUAGCACUUGACAAGCUCGUACGAGAUUUUGAAAGGCGAUGCCUUCAUAAUCUUGUUCAAGAUUUUGAAAUCUGCUGUGGAAUGAAUAAAGAAGGGGAAGGGAAGGUUAAGAUUGUUGGCAUCUUCAGAAUGGGAGGAGUGGGUAAAACAACUCUUUCGAUAGAGUUGUCGAAAGAGUUGUUCAAUAGAAAGCGACAACAAUAUGCUCGAGCUUGUUUUCUAUUUGAUGUCCGGGAAGCUUCAGUUAGAUGCAAUUUACCUUCAUUACAAAUGAAACUCCUUAAAGAUCUCUUCGGUGAAAAAGAUCUGAGUUUUCAUAGCCCAAAAGAUGUGCUUUCUGAGGCUUAUCUUCGCCAUUCAGACAUUUGGCUUUCUCCCAGAGCAAUCGUCAUUGUUUGUGGUGUGGUUGUGGUCAGUAACUCUGCUUCACUACACACCAUAAACGAAUCCUUUGAAGAUUCAACAUGGAAAUUCAACUUGCGACAAGGAGAUUGGAUAAUUACAAGGAUAAUUAGCCGCCAAAAUUAUGGACGGCUUUACCGACAGUUUCAUAUUCUUAGCAUGCGAGGAAUAAUGAAGACGUGGUGUGAGUGGGGCGUUAAGGAAGGCGAAGAUUGGAGAAUCUGCCACGCUUUAACUGCAAUUGUUGAUAAGCUACAUCAGAAAUAA
Messenger RNA from Cryptomeria japonica (Japanese cedar), 1041 nucleotides. Its product is annotated as disease resistance protein Roq1-like. The record is from RefSeq and is a predicted model, not a curated record. Lineage: Eukaryota; Viridiplantae; Streptophyta; Pinopsida; Cupressales; Cupressaceae. Bases 1 to 1041 code for a protein of 346 amino acids. The transcript is spliced from 4 exons. Gene Ontology annotation, biological process: signal transduction; defense response.